CAAACAGCCCAGCUGGAUCUGGAGGAGGCAGUCUGCUGUGUCCUGUCCUUCAGCUGGCUGAGUGACGCUCCCCACUCCUCAGAGGGAAAGCUCUCUUGGAAGAGCUAGAGAGGUGCCCAACUCCGACCAUGCUGGCUUUGCUGUGCUGCUGCCUGCUUCUGGCGGCCCGGUGCUCUGACACCUGGAACGUCCCCGGCCCGGGGCAGCCCAGCUCGGACCUGGCAGCGCAGAUCCGCGACAUGUACGCCAAGGUGAUGGAGAUCUGGCGCGCGCUCACGCAGCGGCGGGAAGCAGAUGGCGGGCAGGACGCAGGGCUCCACGCCGUGUGCCGGGUGCAGCCGUCCGCCACGCUGGACGCCGCGCAGCCGCGGGUGACCGGCCUGAUCCUCUUCCGGCAGCAGGGGCCCGGUACCAAGCUCGAGGCCUUCUUCGACCUGGAGGGCUUCCCGGCCGAGCCGAACAGCUCCAGCCGCGCCAUCCAUGUGCACCGGUUCGGGGACCUGAGCCAGGGAUGCGAGUCCACGGGGCCCCACUACAACCCGCUGGCGGUGGCGCAUCCGCAGCAUCCAGGCGACUUUGGCAACUUCAUGGUGCGCGACGGCCGCCUUUGGAAGUACCGCGCUGGCCUGGCCGCCUCGCUGGCCGGCCCGCACUCGAUCGUGGGCCGCGCCGUCGUGGUCCACGCCGGCGAGGACGACCUUGGCCGCGGCGGUACCCAGGCCAGCCUGGAGCACGGCAACGCAGGCCAUCGGCUCGCCUGCUGCGUGGUGGGUGCCAGCGGCUCCGCGCCCUGGGCGCGCCAGGCGCAGGAGCACGCAGAGCGCUGGAAGCGGCGGCGCGAGAGCGGGUGCGCGACUGCCUGAGCUUGCCCGCCGCGUGCCCGGGGCCCGGUGUCCCCAGACGCCUGCGUCAACCCCCUCCCCCGGCAUCUCCGUGCUUCCGGGUUCCCUCUGUCCCGAGAUACUUCCAUUUACCUGGAGACCCCUCCAUACCCCGAGGUAUACUUAGUGUGCCGUUGGCGCUCCUUCACACCCCGAGACAACUAUGUAACCCCAAGAGCCCCGAGAUACAUCCAUGUACCCCAAGAGCUCAUCUGUGUCCCAAGACACCCCAGUUUUAGGAGCCCCUGAGACACUCCCAUGUACCCCGAGAGCCCCUCCAAGCCCCAAGAUACCCGUGUACCCCAAGAAUCCCUCUGUCCGAAGAAAAUAUCAUGUGCCCCUGGACCUUGGAGUUUUCAUUUGCUCCCAGAGUGUCCUCUACCCUGAGACCUCCUCCAGCCACGUGUGCUGACCCACUCUUUUCCAUUCUGAGGGCUCCGAGGCCCACCUCAGAUGUACUGAAAUACCUUGUCCACCCUGAUUCCCUCCUGAA
This is a messenger RNA of Castor canadensis (American beaver), 1374 nucleotides long. It is a transcript of the gene Sod3, whose product is annotated as superoxide dismutase 3. The record is from RefSeq and is a predicted model, not a curated record. Gene Ontology annotation, molecular function: copper ion binding. Gene Ontology annotation, biological process: superoxide metabolic process. Lineage: Eukaryota; Metazoa; Chordata; Mammalia; Rodentia; Castoridae.